Messenger RNA from Daldinia caldariorum, 1464 nucleotides. RefSeq lists its product as uncharacterized. NCBI's taxonomy places the organism in Eukaryota, Fungi, Ascomycota, Sordariomycetes, Xylariales, Hypoxylaceae. The coding region runs from base 173 to 1321 and encodes 382 amino acids. The transcript is spliced from 2 exons. The record is from RefSeq and is a predicted model, not a curated record.
GGGACCUUCUAGCAGCUUAGGCUAGGUACGGAUUGUACAUACAUAUAAGGUAGGAUGUACCUAACAUAUCCUAGCUAGUAGCUGGUGCAACACAAGCGUGCAUCGUACAACAUUAUUAUACAAUUGCGAAUCAAGAUAUCAAGUUUUAUAGUAAUUACAGGGUAAACCAAAGAUGUCGGGUUGGAAGGAUAAGGGUAUGGGCAUUGUCAAACACGGUUGGCAUCCAGAGAAAGAAGGGACAUCGUUAAAGGGUCAAGUUAAAAGCCUUGUCGGUCGAGGAGAUAAAUCUACUGCUUCUUCUUCUUCUAAUCAUAGUGCCGUUCCUAUAUCCUCGUUACGAGAUCCCUCUUCCUUUGGACCUCCCCCUAAACGCAUCGGAACUGGUGGGAAUACGCCUGAACCCGGGUCUCAAAGCCCCGUGUCCUCUACACAUUCCGGAUAUACGCAUAGUGUCCAGCAACCGCAUCAACACCAAAUAGAAGAACCCACCCCAGAGUCACGGCCGUAUAGGGUCGACACUACAGGAUUAUCGACAUCGAAUCUACCCCCUCCGCCCGUAAGGAGAGGUAGCCCAGACAAACGAGAUCCCGUCCCACCUCCGUACUCGCCCGUCAACCCGAGCGGCCCGCCCUCCUUACCUCCUCGACUCCCACCGCGCAGUGGAAACGCGUCCCCAGUUCAGACGCAAAGCCCAGUCUCGACAGGGAAUAACCAGACCUCUAAUUAUCUAAAUCAAGGAGCCAUCAGCCGACUAGGGGCUGCUGGCAUUUCAGUCCCGGGAUUAGGAAUUGGAAGCAGCACUCCUCCCCCGCCUCCUGCUCGAUCACCAGGUACGGUCUCAUCCGCAGGAGGUUUGUCGACGAAGCCAUCUAAUGGACAGCUCAACGAACUACAAAGCCGCUUCUCUCGCCUUGGCACUAGCAAUACUCAACAGGAACCAACGGCCGUGCCAGCACAGGGGACUACUUGGGCAGAGAAGCGAGCAGCAAUAAAAACCGCGGCAAGUUUUAGAAAGGACCCUUCAUCCGUGUCCCUAGCAGACGCGAAGGCCGCCGCUGGAACAGCAUACAACUUCCAGCAAAGACACGGGGACCAAGUAGCAUCGGGAUUAAAAACAGCAAACGGGAUAAGCCAACGAUUUGGUGGUGGGGAGGUUCAUGGACAGGGAACGACGACAUCAUCAAUAGCGCAAAUUUCAGGGGUAAUAGGAAAGAAGAAGCCUCCUCCUCCGCCACCAGCCAAGAAACCCCAAGUAUCUAAAACCGGUAGCGAAGAUGUUCCACCUCCUGUACCAAUGGCCUCGAGGCCGAAAUUCAACUAAAGCGAAGUAAGCGGCAAUCAGUUCACAACUAGGUACUAAACAGCGGUUGCAUCAUUAAUCGAUAAUCGGGUGUAAAAGGAAAAGAUUGAAAGUCACAUAUCUAAGUCACGGAAUAAUACGGCCCCAACAGUCAUACAUAAAGA